Messenger RNA from Quercus robur (English oak), 979 nucleotides. RefSeq lists its product as uncharacterized. NCBI's taxonomy places the organism in Eukaryota, Viridiplantae, Streptophyta, Magnoliopsida, Fagales, Fagaceae. The coding region runs from base 37 to 789 and encodes 250 amino acids. The record is from RefSeq and is a predicted model, not a curated record. The transcript is spliced from 6 exons.
UUAUUUCAGUGAUUCUCUGUUUUCGUUUGGGCUUUGAUGGCAUUUAGCUCAUCUUGCUCUUUUAGUAUUGGAUUUGGUGGCAUUUCAUGUCCUAGAGCAAGCCCUAGAAAAGCUCGUCACUGUUUAAGACAUGGUCAGUUGGGUUUAGCUUUCUCUGCUGAGCGUGAGGAAUCUCGGAGACCCUCCUCGAUUCGCAUUUCGGCGGAUUCAACGCAGAAAGCCCGGUUCGUUGCUCGGCGAAAAGAGUCCGUUACAGUCCGGCAGCUCGAACGACCUCUAAUUGAGUAUAUGAGGUUGCCGGCGAGUCAGUACUCGGUGUUGGAUGCGGAGCGAAUUGAGAGGGUGGAUGAGAACACGUUUAGGUGUUACAUUUAUAGGAUUAAGUUCUUUGCUUUUGAGGUUUGCCCUGUUUUGCUUGUUAGAGUGGAAGAGCAGCCUAAUGGGUGUUGCAUUAGGCUCUUGUCUUGCAAGCUCGAGGGGUCUCCAAUGGUUGCUGCGCAGAAUGACAAAUUUGAGGCUUCUAUGGUGAACCAAGUUUCAUGUGGGAGCAACCAAAGCAACUCAUUUGUGCAACAACUGACCUCAGAUACUGUCAUCGAGGUUGGCAUUGAGAUUCCUUCUGCAUUUAGUCUAAUUCCAGUGCAAGCAAUUGAAUCAACUGGUACCCAAGUCCUUGAACAAGUACUGAGGAUUAUGCUUCCCCGAUUUACAGCACAGCUUGUGAAGGACUAUCAAGCAUGGGCUUCUGGUGAUACUUCAAGGCAGCCUCUUGGGACAGGUGAAAUAUGAGAUUGUGGAUAACAGCACUUGCCACUGUACUGGCUUUUUCUUGACGUGCUUAUUAUAUAUUUUUACUGUAUACCGUUUCACUGUUUCAUAGAUUGUAGUAUUGUUAAAAUUUAUUUAGGAAAUGAUUUAUUUAACUUGUUGCUAUUGAUUGUUACAAUUUCAUCUUGUGAAUAACUUUUCCUUGGACUUA